AUGAAGCCGAAUAUACCACCGUUAAACAUCGCCAAGUCGAAUUCCCAUAUCGACGACGUCGACGUCGACGCCGACCCCAACAAUAAACAGACGCCGGCUCGUUUCUACUCGAAUCACGGCCAGUCGGAGGCCACCCCGCCAUUAACGCCCCAGGGAACCAAGGAACAACACAUAAUGGAACAAUCCGAAGCCCCGAGAGUUGUCUUUCACAACUAUCUCCGUGCAUUCUAUCCUUUUCACCCAGCUGGAAAUGUCUCGCCAUCAACAGUCACUCUGCCCCUCGACCAAGGCGAUAUCAUCCUGGUCCACUCCGUUCACACCAAUGGCUGGGCCGAUGGUACCUUAUUAGAUUCGGGACAUCGAGGCUGGCUUCCGACAAAUUACUGCGAGGCAUACGACCAGAUCGCCAUGCGUCCGUUAUUAAAAGCCCUGACUGAUUUCUGGGACAUCAUUCGCGGAGGAUGCGGGUCAUCAUUAAAAGAUUUUGGAAACCAGGAUUUAAUGCGAGGACCCAUUGCCGGCGUCCGCUUUCUACUUGAAAAGUCAGAAUGCCUGACGCGGGAAUCCCCGCUUGUUAAGAAAUACGAUGGGCUACGAAGGAUCCGGAAAGCUUUGCUGUCCGAUCUGUCAUCGCUAGUCAAGACCGCCAAACGAUUUCAGGAAGUCGCCAACGGUACCCCCGCUGAAGAUGAAGUCGAAAGCAUCCUGGACGAGAUGCUUCUGAAGGCGUUCAAGAUCGUCACCCGGGGUGUUCGAUUUCUCGACGUUUGGGACCAGGAGGUUGGACUUACCCGGACAAUCGCCGAUAUGGAGGCCGCUGGUGAGCGGAGCCAACAUGAACUGCCCCCGACGCCAGCAUCCGAGUCUUUCAGCACGGCCGAUACUGCGGUCAUCCCCGACACUUGCUCGGAACGAAAUGAGUCCCGCCAGCUGAACCGAAGCCGUAUGGAUACAAGCCAGGCAUCGAUGCGCACAGAGAUGUUCGAGCCCUCCCGCCCUGUCUCAGUUUCAACGAAGAGGAUAUCAGUAUCGCACCGCGUCUCCUACUCCGGACCCUCAUCUGCCAUUCGCGCAGACAAUCUGGCCUCGGACCGACUGGGAACUACCUACGACGCCUUCCUGGGUGUUCUUGGGUCAUUCAUCGGUCUACAUAUGCAGUCUCGCUCCUCGACGGAGCUGGUGACCACCACUCAACAAGCUGUCUCCUCCUGCCGAGCUUUGUUGACUGUGGUUGAAGCUGUUUGCGAGCAUGACACUCAGCAUAGCGUUCUCCUGCAGGAAGCCCGUGAGGCCAUGUGCGAGAAGCUGUCUGAACUCGUCCACGCUGCCCGUGAUGUCUUCCGUCCGGCCCACGCACAAGAAGAUGAUCUUGUCUUUAUGCCGGAUGAGGGAAAGCGCUUGGUCGAUGCGGCGACGGACUGUGUGCGGGCUGCAGGGAACUGCCUGGCCAAGGCUCGAGUGGUUCUGGAGCAGAACGGUGACAUUGAGCUAGAAGCAAUUGAUGAGGAGACACCUAGUCAGGGGGUGCCUGAUAUUGUGGAGGAGAAGGCGGAGAGUAAGGAAGAGGUAGAGGAAUAUAAAGAGAAGGAGAGAACUGAUGAGUCAGGGAAGAUGGAAGAAACGAGCGAGAAGAACCAGGAAGAGGAAGGAGCGGACAAGACAAGAUUGCGCCUUCCCCCGCCGCCCCUGCAGAUUCCCAAUUUGACAAAUUCGACGAAUUCGGCAAUUUCGACUUCAAUUUCAAUUUCAAAUGGGGCCAUCGCGACUUCCUCGACUGCCACUGCACUUUCCGCUCCUUCCACUCCGGGCCUGACUGAUGCAGCCAGCGCUAACACUGCAACAACCCCCUCUUCUCUCUUCUCUCAUCUCUCUUCCUCCCACGCCUCUGCUCUGUCUUCCCUUCCCAAUUCCGCCAUCCUUCCCACACACCUGGAAAACUGCCAAUCCUUUUCUUCCUCUUACGACUCCUACCGUGAGAGUCACCCCAAGUCUGACGUGAGCGAAAGCUUCGGUCGAGGUGUGACAAGCACGGGUAGUAGCUUUACCUACAACAGCCACGCUCGUGAUUCCGAGAUGAGUGGCGUCUCCCAGACUUCUACCAGGGCUACCUCGCCCGAUAUUGGUGGUAGCUUCACCGAUAGCUUCAAGGUCCCCUCCCUCAAGGAGAGUAUCAGCCACUCGACCUUGGCCGAGGAGAAUGAGGAGACCGAGGCUCACUUGCUCGAGAAGACCUUCGCCUAUGAAUUGGUCUACAAGGAAGGCCAAGUGAUGGGUGGCAGUAUGCGUGCUUUGAUCGAAAAGCUCACUGCUCACCAAUCUACCCCGGACGCCACCUUCGUCUCCACCUUCUACCUCACCUUCCGCCUCUUUGCUACCCCGCUGGAGUUCGCUGAAGCUCUCUCAGAUCGCUUUGAGUACAUCGGCGAUACCCCUCACGCUGCUGGUCCAGUUCGGUUGCGCGUGUACAACGUGUUCAAGGGCUGGCUCGAGUCUCACUGGCGCCACGACAGGGACAAUGAUGCGUUGGAGUACAUCCUCAACUUCGCAAAGACUCGUCUUAUGACUGACCUGCCCACUGCUGGAAAGCGUCUCGUCGAGCUGGCCGAGAAGGUGUCUGCCGUCCAUGGCCCCGUUGUUCCUCGUCUCGUUUCCUCCAUGGGCAAGACCAACACCGCGAUCGCUCAAUACGUCAACCCUGAUACCCCUCUCCCCCCUUGUAUUAUCGGCAAGAAAGAGAACCACCUUUUGAAACAGUGGAAGGAUGGCUCGGGCUCAAUCAGCAUCCUAGACUUCGAUCCUCUCGAGUUGGCUAGGCAGUUGACCCUCAAGGCGUCUCGAAUCUUCUGCUCCAUCCUGCCUGAGGAGCUCCUUGACACCGAGUGGACCCGCAAGUCUGGCUCAUUGGCUGUCAAUGUCCGCGCUAUGACCACUCUGUCGACUGAUCUUGCUCACCUGGUCGCUGACUCCAUCUUGUGCUUGGAAGAGCCUAAGAAGCGUGCUGCCACCAUCAAACACUGGAUCAAGGUUGGAAACAAGUGUCUGGAGCUAAACAACUACGAUUGCCUCAUGGCAAUUGUCUGCGCCCUGAACCUGUCCACCAUCGAGCGUCUGAAGCGGACCUGGGAUUUUGUCUCGCAGAAGACCCUAAACUCCUUUAACAAUCUGAGAAACAUCGUCAGUGUGGAUCGGAACUAUAUUGUCCUCCGCAAGCGCCUGCAGAACCAUGUGCCACCCUGCCUGCCUUUCCUAGGAACCUACCUGACCGACUUGACCUUCAUCGAUCACGGUAACCAGUCCCUCCGCUCCCUGCCGACUGAUGAUGGUAAGAUGGCUGGCAUCAAUUUCGAUAAGCACAUGAAAACCGCCCGCAUCAUUGGCGAGCUUCAGCGAUUCCAGAUUCCCUACCGCCUGACCGAGGUGCCUGAACUGCAGACCUGGAUGCAAAAUGAGCUUGUUCGCGUUCGCUCCAAUGGUGAAUCCGCCGCGCAGAAGUUCUACCGCCGGUCCCUGAUCCUCGAACCUCGUGUUCAUUGUAGCUCGACCAACCUCCAUGCUCAGGCCCAAGCUCAAGCUCAGGCUCAAGCCCAAGCCCAGUCUGAGUCCAACCCGCCUUCUAUGCUCGAGAAUGCCAAAGACAAGUUUGACUUCCUCUCUUGGACCAACCCCUCCAAGCCGAAGUCGAUCGCCACAAAUGGCUAA
Molecule: messenger RNA, 3699 nt
Organism: Penicillium manginii
Lineage: Eukaryota; Fungi; Ascomycota; Eurotiomycetes; Eurotiales; Aspergillaceae
Product: guanine nucleotide exchange factor
Exons: 2
Coding region: 1-3699 (1232 amino acids)
Biological process (GO): Ras protein signal transduction; positive regulation of GTPase activity
Cellular component (GO): plasma membrane
Molecular function (GO): protein binding; guanyl-nucleotide exchange factor activity
Source: RefSeq, a predicted model, not a curated record